Messenger RNA from Erigeron canadensis, 1512 nucleotides. Its product is annotated as phytoene synthase 2, chloroplastic. The record is from RefSeq and is a predicted model, not a curated record. Gene Ontology annotation, biological process: carotenoid biosynthetic process. Lineage: Eukaryota; Viridiplantae; Streptophyta; Magnoliopsida; Asterales; Asteraceae. The transcript has 6 exons. The coding region runs from base 92 to 1408 and encodes 438 amino acids. Gene Ontology annotation, molecular function: geranylgeranyl diphosphate synthase activity.
GCAUGUGCUUUCAACAUAUAAGAAGGUAUUAGGGGACAAGCUUUAUUGAGAGCACCCAAAUUUAUAUUUUUUUUAGGUACAAGAACAAGCCAUGUCUGUUGCUUUGAUAUGGGUUGUUUCGCCUAACUCCGAGUUCUCUAGUGGAUUAGGAUUCUUGGAAACAACUAAGUUAGUAGAUUCAUCAAGAUUUGUAGGCAAAGCAAGAAGCUUUUUGUGGACUAAUAGAAUUAAGAAUGUUGGUAAUAGACUUAAGUGUAGUUCCUGCUAUAUGAAUGCAGAUGGAUUCCGUGAAAAGGGUUAUUUGGGAUCGAAAAAGGGGAAGAAAUUGGAUUUGGUUUCGAGGGUGGUGGCUAACCCGAGCGGGGAAUUGGCUAUUUCAUCAGAGCAGUUAGUUUAUGAUGUGGUUUUAAAACAAGCAGCUUUGGUCAAAGAACAGAUGAGAGCUAAAGAAGAAGAUAUGGAAGUUAAACCGGAUAUCGUGCUUCCUGGAACACUUGGUUUAUUAAGUGAAGCUUAUGAUAGGUGUGGUGAAGUUUGUGCAGAAUAUGCAAAGACCUUUUAUUUAGGAACACUGUUAAUGACACCUGAGAGGCGAAAAGCUAUUUGGGCAAUUUACGUGUGGUGUAGAAGAACCGAUGAACUUGUUGAUGGGCCAAAUGCAUCACAUAUAACUCCCAAAGCUCUAGAUAGAUGGGAGUCUAGGUUGGAAGAUCUUUUCAACGGUCGCCCUUUUGACAUGCUUGAUGCUGCUUUAUCGGAUACCGUCUCCAAGUUCCCCGUUGACAUUCAGCCUUUUAAGGAUAUGAUUGAAGGAAUGAGGAUGGACCUUAGAAAGUCAAGAUACAAGACUUUUGAUGAGCUUUACUUGUAUUGUUAUUAUGUGGCUGGCACAGUUGGAUUAAUGAGUGUUCCUAUAAUGGGAAUUGCUCCAGAAUCACAAGCAACAACAGAAAGUGUAUACAAUGCUGCUCUGGCUUUGGGGAUUGCUAAUCAACUCACUAACAUCCUCCGAGAUGUAGGGGAAGAUGCAAGAAGAGGAAGAGUGUAUCUACCACAAGAUGAACUAGCACAAGCUGGACUAUCAGAUGAGGACAUAUUUGCUGGGAAAGUAACUGAUAAAUGGAGAGCCUUCAUGAAAAAACAAAUCAAACGGGCAAGAUCGUUUUUUGAUGAAGCACAAGAAGGCGUUACACAACUAAGUUCAGCUAGUAGAUGGCCAGUAUGGGCGUCGUUAUUACUGUAUCGUCAAAUAUUGGAUGAGAUUGAAGCGAAUGAUUAUAAUAACUUCACUAGAAGAGCUUAUGUAAGUAAACCAAAGAAGCUAGUUUCUUUGCCACUUGCUUAUGCAAAAGCUCUCGUUCCUCCGUCAUCAAAAACUGGAGCUCUUUCAAAGACCACAGACGCAUAGAUAUAUAUACUCUCUUUAUAUGCAGUUUUAGGAAAUGGAAACAGUGAAUAUCUGUAAAUUUUUAUGUUGAUUGUUGUAAUAUGAAUAACGCAGAUUAUAUCGGA